Molecule: messenger RNA, 1323 nt
Organism: Nematocida parisii ERTm1
Lineage: Eukaryota; Fungi; Microsporidia
Exons: 1
Coding region: 1-984 (327 amino acids)
Biological process (GO): cytoskeleton-dependent cytokinesis
Cellular component (GO): microtubule cytoskeleton; septin ring; septin complex
Molecular function (GO): GTP binding; molecular adaptor activity; GTPase activity
Source: RefSeq, a predicted model, not a curated record
AUGAAGAUUGAAGGAAAGGUAAUUGACGAGUGCAUUCUUAAAAAUGAAAUAGGCAUAGGCUGUAUUUCAUCUCAAAUACUAAAGAAGACUCUGCAGCGAGGGAUUGAGUUUAAUCUAUUUGUGGCAGCCGAAAGGGGCCUUGGUGCGAAGACUCUGAUCUCUUCGAUUUACAAUCUUACAGUAUUCCCUGCAAAAGUACACACGCAUUCUUCCGAUUUAGUUGAGUAUUCAGCUAUUUUACAGUCCAACAAAAUAACAUUAAAACUAACAAUUUUCUUGUAUCAGGGAAAGGACCACGAAUAUAUAAAAAACUUCCUGGUAGAAAGAAACACUAUCUACAAUAAAAACAACAUAGGUCUCAGAAGAGAAAGAAAGGAAGAUCCGCGGAUGCAUGCUGCUCUUUUUCUUAUUUCUCCAUUUUCAUUCAAAAAGGAGGACAUACAAAUAAUUCAAGUUUUGUCAGAGCUUACAAACACAUUCCCAAUAAUCCCAAAAAGAGAUAUAUUCACAGUACACGAACUGGAGGCAUACCAAGAAAAGAUCAGCACCCAGUUAAAAAUGCAGGGAAUAAAAGUGUCUGAUCUAAUACCAGAAGGAAUAUCAGUGCUAUCCGUGGUUGCCAGCACUACAUUUGUAAGUGUGAAUGGGGAGCUUGUCAGAGGAAGGGAGUACGCAUGGGGAAUAAUCAAUGCAGAGAAUCCUGCUGUGUCAGACUUAAAUAUACUGACGCAGCUGCUGCUUACAGUUAACCUCAUAGAUUUGAAAAAUAAUACCGCACAGUUCUACCAAGAAUGGAAAAAAAGUGCACCAGAACUUAGCGAUCCAUGCUUAGAGGAGGCAGACAAAGAAUUAGUCAAGGAAAUUGAGUGUAUUAUUGCUGGGAAUCUCAAAGAACGGCUGGGUCUUCUUGAAAAACAAGAAAAGGAAAUUGACCAAAAGGUUAGGUUAUUGGAUGGCCCUGCAUUUAAAUCACUUAAUGUGUAACAAGUCUUUCGUCUUAAAAUCACAAGACUCCAAAAAUAGCCCAAAAAUGUCUUAUAAAUUAAAGACCUAAAAAGCUUUUGUGAACUAUUUUAAAACAUUUUAGACGUAUACCAAUAUAUAAUAAGAAAAAUAUCAUAGCAGUGCCAAGAAUGCGUAUAAUAAGGCCAAUAUUCUUAUACAAUGCAAGGGAAUAGAUAUAACUAGCCAUUUGUUCUACUGUUAGACCAAUAUUAGUACAUAAUAGGCUAAUACUCUAUAUACUGUAAGGAUUAAAUCUUCUCUGACUUUCUGAUAUUUCCUUCUUAUUUUUGAAAAUCCGAAAUUAAAUAAAUACCAGAC